Etheostoma spectabile (orangethroat darter) is the source of this 1621-nucleotide messenger RNA. RefSeq lists its product as uncharacterized. The transcript is spliced from 6 exons. Lineage: Eukaryota; Metazoa; Chordata; Actinopteri; Perciformes; Percidae. The record is from RefSeq and is a predicted model, not a curated record. The coding region runs from base 421 to 1287 and encodes 288 amino acids.
AACUUUACUGUAUAGGAAGUGAGUGAGUCUGGGCGGGGAGGAAACUGCCUACGUGACUCACUAACUGGACCUGACAGGCAGAGAACAAGCAGAGCAGAAAGGGGAAGAAAGUCCUGAAACAGUUAGCUUUACUCGUUUGAUGUUUUGCAGCAACAGCUCUAGAUCUAGGAACUGGCAUCACUAAAUAGAUUAUUGCUCACAAUUCAAUGGCAGCUGCUUUGAAGAUAUUCUUUUGUUUUGGGCCAUAAGUCUACCUGCCCAUUGAACUGCUGUACCUUAACCUCUGAGAAAGGGAAGUGGAGGAGCUCUGGCUCGACUGCGUUGUUUGUCUUAAUUUUUGAGAGGUGGUGUUGUUAUUCUUGCUGUAGCGGCACCCCUGCUGCACAAGUGCAGAGGAAAUGGCGGACCGUUGCUGAGGUCAUGGACAAAUUCCUCUCUCUGUGUUCUCUGUCUGUAUCAGUAGGUGUUAUGGAUCUACAGUAUUUCCUGAGCUGGAAAGUUGCCCUGCUGCUUCUCCACUUGAUGCCAUGUGGGCUCCAGUGUAUGUCAGUGCACAUCCUCAAUCCGGAGCCUGUGCAUGUGAUGCCAGACUCCAGUCUGGUUCUGAAAGCUCGGAUCGAGCAGGGACCACUGGAAGAGGUCUCUUCGGUAACCUGGGAGUGGGAGCCCGAAACUGGAAUCUCCCACGAGAGAGUGACACUGGCCAUGUGCCCUGGCAGAAGCCUCAAGUGUGCUGGUAUGAGGCCAAAUGUUCAUGUGAACGUGGAGCAACAGGAGACAACACUUCAGAUUAAUGGAUACAGCGACGUGGGCGGCGCCGUGUACACUGUGACUGUGACGGAUCACAAAGGUGCCAAGACCACGGCACAAUGCAUCGUCAGGACAUAUGAGGCAGUGCACCACGUUUCAGUCAGCAUCAACGUGUCCCACUCCUCGCUGAUUUGUGGCGAGGCCUGGGGGACAGACCCCCACUUCAACUGGCUCCAUGAGAGAGUCGCCAUCACGGACACUGUGGGAAGAGUCUCCAAAGACGGAACGACAUUGUUUGUGACCAAGACUCCUAUCUGUGGCCACUUCACCUGCAUGGUCAGCAACAAGCUGGGUCACAGUUCGGCCACCUACACUGCAGCACCUUGUGAGACCGAGGGCAGAGGGACAACAGCGGCUGUAGUGUGUUCCCUCCUCCUGCUGCUGUUUGGAGGAAUGCUGGCAUACCUGCUGUGGAGGCGACACAGAUAUAGUAACAGAGGAAAGAGGCUGCACGAACAUUUGGAUGACACCAUCUAAACGGAAAAAAAUAGGCCAAGAUACACUUCUGUUACUCAGAGAGGAGAACAGGGAAUUGACUGGACUUGUGAGGCUGGAACUUCCUGUCCUGUGAGCAGUAUGACCUUACACUGCAUUGGAACAAUGUGCCGAGUGAACUGCUUGCUGGCAAAUGAAAAAUAUCUAAAAAUGGACAUUCAGCUUGAAGUACCAGCAAUGUCUUUACACUGCCUUCUGCAGGGCUGCACCUGCCACUGUGUAUUUAAUAAAGUAAUUGUCUUGUAUCAGCUGUGCAUUGCAUUGAAAUGUACCGUCAAAUGUAACCUUCGCAAUAAAAUCCCUUCAAAGAAUGUGA